Messenger RNA from Pseudogymnoascus verrucosus, 2200 nucleotides. RefSeq lists its product as uncharacterized. The transcript has 5 exons. Gene Ontology annotation, cellular component: membrane. Gene Ontology annotation, molecular function: transmembrane transporter activity. Lineage: Eukaryota; Fungi; Ascomycota; Leotiomycetes; Thelebolales; Thelebolaceae. The record is from RefSeq and is a predicted model, not a curated record. Gene Ontology annotation, biological process: transmembrane transport. Bases 347 to 2125 code for a protein of 592 amino acids.
CCCAGGUUUUCAGUCCUGCCCGUUGACGUACGGAUGCUUCUGAAGUCCCAAGAGCCUGGAGAUAGGCACGAUUUUUGCUGUAUACUACAUAGAUAUCUGAUACAUGCAUUGUAUGUACACGGAAAUACGGGGGGGAUCGUGCAUGGAUGUCACUCGACUGUCGCAAGUUCUGGACCACGAAUCACUAAGAUACUCCGCAGUAUUCUUGCACCUUGCCUUUACUUAAGAGACUUGCGAGCUCCAAGGUCGCUAUGAAAACAAUAUAUAUAGUGAUAGUAGCCUAGUGGGUUGUGUUAAAUCGUUAUAGCAUAGAAUCGCCCAUCAGUUAUACUAUUAAGGCGAAACGAUGAAGACAGCCUCUAGCAAUGAUGAGUUGGCCAGCGAGAAGAUUGAGGUUGUACAGAAGGAGUCUGCCAAUUCGACCUCGGACAGUCCCUCUGAUGCGCUGCCAGACUAUGAGGAUGAAAUAAAGCCUAGGUUAACAUGGCAGAUGGCACUUGCUUUUAUCGCACUUACUAUGCAAUUCAAUGCCUACAUCCUGACGCUCCUGAUUCCAUCCACGACACUGGCCGAGAUCAAUCGGUCGAUUGGUCCUAGCCUAAAUUACUCAUGGGUCACCAUCUCCUGGACCCUGGCUGCCAGCAUUACUGUCUCAGUCAGCGGACGUCUUAGUGAUAUCUUUGGCCGCAGAUAUUUCAUGCUUGGUGGAGCAUGCAUUGCUCUUGUUGGAUGUAUCGUUGGCGCCACUGGACAGAACAUCAAUCAGAUGAUUGCCAGCGGCGUCAUCCUUGGUACUGGAAGCGGUAUUCAGGAGAUGGCCUACGCGUGUAUUCAGGAGAUUGUGCCGAAUUCGUGGAGAUUAUACGCUAUAGGUUUAUUCGAUCUCAUGGCCAUCAUCUCUUUCUGUGGGCCCCUCAUAGCUUGGAGUUUUAUCGGCACAACUUCAGUUGGAUGGCGCGGCGCGUACUACUUUAUGACAGGUUUCCACGCCGCAGCCCUUGUCCUUCUUUUCUUUGCAUACCACCCUCCAACCUUCCAGACCAAGCAUCGCAUCGAUGGCAAAACGAAGCUUCAGUUGGUCAAGGAGAUGGACUUCGUUGGGUUGUUCCUAUUUGCUGGGGGCUGCAUUCUUUUUCUCCUUGGUAUCAACUACGGCGGGAAACAGUAUCCAUGGAAGGAUGCACAUGUGAUUGCACCGAUCGUCACUGGUGUGCUUUCCCUGGUUGCUCUGGGUUUCUGGGAGGCUUAUGCAGAUCUCGCAUAUCCACUCAUGCCACCGAGACUGUUCAAAAGAUGGAGACAGUUCACCAUGGUUCUCAUUGUCUGCUUCGUCGGUGGUAUGCUGUACUAUUCGAUGAAUGUCCUGUGGCCUCGUCAAUCUCAGCUGUUAUACACUGGUCCAGAUCCAAUCCAGAAGGGUCUCUACGCCGAGAUGAUUCCUCUGGGCACAACGAUAUCCGCAUUCAUCACUAUAUUUAUCUGCGCAAACGUUGGCCAUGAACGCUGGCAACUUGUUGCAUUUACCAUUAUCCAGACUGCCCUGAUCGGAUCUCUCUCCACGGUUGGGUUGGAUAGCAAGAAGCAAGCCAUCGCUACCAUAAUCUGUCUUUCCAGCACGGUAACUCCACCACAGCUUAUGAGCUUCACCAUGUUGAGUUUAGGUAUCGACGAUCAAACUGACAUCGGUAUCGCCGUGGGCCUUGCUGGUACCUUCCGCCUUCUGGGUGGCGCUAUCGCAACGGCAGUCUAUACCGCAGUCAUCAACAACGGAUUUUCCUCUGCGAUUGCAGGAGACCUUGAAUCCAAUCUCGAGGUAUUCGGGAUCACGCCAGCUUCGAGCACUUGGCCAGCCUUUCUCAAGGCUGCAGAGCUCAACACCGCAGCAGCAUACAAGAACAUUCCAGGAAUCACCCAGAGUAUAAUCGAUGCGUCUGGUUUGGCUGUGAAGCAGGCGUAUGUUAGCGCGUUCAGCACAACAUACUUGGUGGCCAUCGCGUUUGGUGUGAUGGCAAUUAUUGCUAGUGCCUGCACGAGCAGCAUUGAUCUAAAGGCGAAGCAUAGCGGGAAAGCUGUUCAAUUAGAGAACGAUAAGAGUGACGUUCCUAACGAAAAGGUUGUGGUAUGAAUAAACUCAUAGGAGGAUAUAGAUAUAACGUCACAAAAGUGCUCUAAGUUAAACGGUAGAAUGCAACAAAACAGU